Molecule: messenger RNA, 5940 nt
Organism: Scylla paramamosain (green mud crab)
Lineage: Eukaryota; Metazoa; Arthropoda; Malacostraca; Decapoda; Portunidae
Product: serine/threonine-protein phosphatase 6 regulatory ankyrin repeat subunit A-like
Exons: 15
Coding region: 1042-5334 (1430 amino acids)
Molecular function (GO): protein binding
Source: RefSeq, a predicted model, not a curated record
CAAGAUCAAGAUCAGUAGAAGCCUUGAGAGGUGAUAAGACAUGGAGCACCUUUAGGAAAAAACUCACAAGAGCCACACGUAGGUACAAGAUUAGUCUUGAGAGAAUGGAUGAUGCAAGAAUAGCAAGGAAGAUGUAGUAAGGCUUUGGAAUGAAAGUGGAAGCAAAUGGAGGAAGAGGUGCAUGAGAAUGACAGACAAGAGUGGAUUACAAGUUGUGUGGGCGAUGAGAAUGGCAGGGAAGAAUCAAAAUGAGCGUGAAUGGGUGGUAACAAGAGGAGGCAGAGCGGGAGCUGAAUGGGAUGUGGGAAAAUGGAAGAAUGAGGUAGAGAAGUGAAAUGUGUGGGACAGAAUGAAUGGAAGAAUGAGAUGGAAAGAAAGAAGACCCUGGAAUGGUACAAGGAGAAAGAGGCCCCGAGGUAUGAAAGGUGGUAUGAUGGAAGCCUGGGCGGUGAUCUCCUCCGAGCGAGGAGUAUGGAUGUGUAUGGAUGUGAAUGCAAGGAUUUACUGAUGGUCUGAGUCCUACAGCAAAGUGUGCCAGAUGUGUGACAUGGGAGAGGAUGAGACGGUGGAACAUGUGGUGCUGGAGUGUGUGAAGUAUGCCAGAGACAGGUUGAGAUGAUACAAGUGAUACUGACUGAGGGCAUGAUAGGAAUGAAAGAGUGGAGAAGACGGGAAAGGAAUGGAUGGUGUUGCUGGGACUGUGUAGAGAGGCGAAUGAAAGGAUGAUUGAGGCGGUAAAAGAGUUUCUGGAGAGAAUGUGGCAUGCUAGAUGUAAGAACAAUUAGUGUAGAGGGUGCUGUUCGUUUCUCUUUUUUCCCUACUACAGGAGUUGCCGAUCCAAAGGCAUGGCUUAGGAGUGAUCCCGAGCCACCUGUACCAUCAAGAUCAAGAUGGCAUCAAGUACCACAGCAGUGAGAAAACAGCCUUCAAGUGAUGGUGGGCAUGGUGUGCUGGGAAAUGACUCGUCAAUCUGUAUGAGACAGCAGUCACUCAUACUCAUACAGGAUUUGAGUUCCUGACAACUUGGAAGAUGAGGUGGAAAUGGUGGAGCACUUUGUGGAAGAGUUCAAACAUCGAUAUGGUGGAUCACACUUGCCAGCAUUCAAAAAAGAUACACUGGAAAAUGUCAUACUCAAAGCUAAAAAUUGUUCCCCAAGAGAGAAGAAACCACUUGCCAUAUACAUGCAUCAUGACAGGAAUGAGAACUUCUGUUCAGAGGUGCUUUGUUCCAAUUCUGUUGCUGCAUAUUUAAAUGGAAACUUUGUGGUGUGGGGAUGGGACCUCACAUCCAGCAAGCAGAUACACAGAGUUAUAAAGCCAAUACGUGAAUACGUGAGUUACUCGCUGUCAAUGAAGAUAAAGGAUGCAGGGGACAACCAGCUGCCACUCUUGUUAACUAUCUGCUGCACCAGCUGGGGCCCUGAGGUUCUCUCUUAUAUAUAUAGUACUAGUUGUGUGAGUGAUGUCAUGAACUGCUUGAUGAUAAACAAAAUGGUGUUUGAUGACAACCUUUCCACUGAACUACAAAAGUUAGAAGAAUUGGAAUGCAAGAGGACUGCUUCCUGGAGUAUUCCAUGGAAAUGUGAGACUGAUGCAACAUUGGAACCAUCCAAGGAGCACAAAGCAAAGCUGAGGCUGGAAGAAAAACAACAAAAGGAAGUAGAGGAGACCAGGAAAAAGGAACUGGUUCAGGCCAUCAGCAGUGGAGAUAUGGAUACAAUCCAGAAAAUCCAUGACCAGGGUGGAGACCUAACAAUAUUAGUGCAGGCAGUCCACCAAGGAAAUGUGAUUUGGUGCUUAGUGACUCAGGCAGCACAUAAUGGCCACACCCACCUACUUCUGCCAUUACUGGAUGCUGGACUCAGUGUGGAUGGGAACCGCCAAGAAAACUCUCACUCCUCUGAAAAACACACCACCUCCUGGACACCCCUUAUAGUUGCUGCCCGCCAAGGCCAUGUCAGGAUGAUUGAGGAAUUGCUCUUUUAUGGUGCAAAUCCUCUUGCAAAGGAUCAACAAGGAGCUACUGCCCUCCACCAUGCUGCAUUUUGUGGCCAUGUUACUUGUGUUGAUGUUCUGAUCUCCUGCACCCCAACUACCAUUACUGACAAUUCUGGCCGCACCCCUGUUCAUGCUGCUUGUCUGAGAGGUCAUCUGCCAGUGAUUAAAUUGCUGGCAGAAUCAGGGUGGAAACUUGAUGUUGUAGAUGAGGAAGGCAACACAGCACUCCACUUAAGUGCCUGGUAUGGUUCACUGGAGGUGGUAAAGUACUUGUACAAAGCAGACUCCAAGAUCAACCCUUACAAGAAGAAUUCUGAAAGACUCACACCAUUUGACUAUGCAGUACGUGAAGGUCACCACCAUGUUGAAAAAUGGUUUAUGAAGGUGCGAGGCAGCCACUCUAUGGAUCUCACCCAUACUCAGUACCUCAUAAAAUCUCAGAACAAGUAUUCAGAAGAUCUUUUUAAGACUGCAAAGAUGUGGUUGUCAGCAGAUAAUAUUGAAGGAAUAGCAAACCUGUGUUUUAUAAAUGAUCCCCACUGGAUGGACAAGAAUGGCAUGACUAUUCUCCACUUAGCUGUGACAGAAACUUAUUGCAGUCUACUUUGCACUGCUAAGCUCUUGGAUGGUAUAAUUCAUCCUCAUGUGGUGACCCUUGAAGGCUUCACACCACUAGAUUUGGCAAGGCUGGAAUUUAAAAAGUCAGGAUUUAACAGGCAGAGAAAAAUCAUCAAAAUUCUUGAGGAGCAUCAGUGUCCCAAAGAAGAUGGUUCUCCUGAAGAGCUCUAUGAAAAACUGCUAACAAUCAUCAGUGAAGGGGACAGUGUGGAGGCUGUGUCCCAUCUGCUUUGUGCAGGUGCCCCAAUGGAGCUGGUGGGGAACUUUCCCAACUCAGCCUUACAGUUAGCCAUCACCAAUGACUGCCCCAGGAUUGUCAGCAUCCUACUGGCAUCAGGAGCAUCCCUCACCCCACGUACUGAAGGACUCAAUUUGUUGCAGCAGGCCUGGUACUCCGCCAACACUACUUCUAAGGUUUUUUGUGCCAUUAACAAUGCCUUCUCAAGGCAGUUGAAGAGAGAACGAGACCGCUUACCCCGGCAUACCAAAGGGCUUCGUGAAGAUCUUGCCAAGCUGAUAGCAAGUAUUGAUGGAGAUAAACCAUGGGAAGCCUGCUGGCAGAGUGGAAGAACAAUGGCUAAACUGACCUCAUUUAUGGUGACAGCUGUGCGUGCCAACUGUCCACUCACAGCAGGUUUUUUGCAGUGGGCCGGGGCAGGGGCAUUUUUUAGUGCGUCUAGGAAAACUACUCCUUUGCAUGCUGCCUUGGAAGAAGGUAAUCUCAGCUUAACAGAGACACUGAUACGGGAUCUUGGUGCAUCACUGUACAUACCAGAUGCUCGUGACCACUUUCCAAAGGACAUAAGUAACAUGACCCCUGCUCUGCUGGACAAACUAGAAAGACAAAUGUAUGAGAGGGAGCAGAGGCAUCUUGAGGCCCUAAAGGAGCACAAGAAGGAUGAGAGUGAGAAGCAGAUGGUGCAGGCAGUGUUAGACCUUCAGAAAGAACUCUUCAACAAACACACCACCAACUCCACAGAUGCAAUCUUUUCAGGAAUUGGAGCCUUAAAUGACAAUGUCCAAGAAACAGUUGCCUAUGCUCUGUUGGUGGCCUCCAGGAGUGGCCUCCAACAGCUGUUGUACUUGAUGCUCACUGUGGCACACCUCCCUGCUGACCUGGUAGUGGAUGUUACUUCCAAUACUACAGCUCUGCAUGAGGCAGCUGCCCAUGGGAAGUCUGGAUGCAUUGCCCUGCUACUCAGUAUCCUAAACAAUGCUGCCAGGGCCAGUGAGCAUAUUGUUUCUGAGCUCCAAGCAUUUGCCACCAAAAAAGAAUUGAAGUUAAAGAGGUUAAACCGGUAUAGCCCACUUCAACCUGAUAAGUAUGGUCAAACAGCUCUCCAUUUGGCAGCAAUGUUUGGUCACAAACACACCUUGGAAUUUUUGCAAGAAAAUGUGAGGGAGGACCCUCCUUGCCAGGCUGGCACAACAGCUCGAGAGAUUCGUAAGAACUUUACUAGCUAUCUAAAGCGCUACAUGAGAUACAAUGACAACAAGAGAAAAGAGAUGACCCCAUUAGAUCACCAUGAGGCCGAUUCUUUGUUGCAUCAACUCCUUUGCACUGUUGAUCUUAAUAAACUGCCAAAAGAUGCCAAGAGAGCAAAUAUAGACUUAAACACACAUGAAGCAGAACAGGUGAAAAAUGCUGUGUUGCGGGCAGUGGGCAUCAUUCUAGGCCGAGUAAUGGCCUUUGAUGACACGUACAAAGGCCGAUUGGAGUUGGUGGGCAGUACACGAGAUGGCUCAAAACUUUUUGCCCCUGAUGAGUUUGAUAUUAACAUUGUCAUUCCAGCAGCUGACCGUGUGAGUGUAUCAAUGCAUCAGGAGCUAGAUGAGUCUGUCAGAUAUCAGGGUCAUGCCCUCAAGAUAACUGUAGAGACAAACAAUCCUCAUCUUCAGGGUAAUCGCCUGAUGGGGGAUCUCUUUGGCGCAGUGAAGGAAGCUCUCACUGACUAUGUUUUGGAUGAUAAGAGGUUGAGUGUGGUGCCACCCAGUUUGACCAGGACACAGGUGGGAGUGGCAUUGGCCUUGGCUUGGCAGGGAAUAGAAUACCCAUUACUGUUAGUGGGUGUAGAUCUGGUACCAGUGUUGGAAGUACCAUGGCCUGAAGUCAUUGUUAAGCCAGAUGCUCUCACCCCUCCACACACUGAUGCCAUGCACAUCAGCAAUACUGCUGAUGGAUCAUGGCGUUGUAGCUUUGCCUUAAUAGAGGCAGAGGUGCUGAGACAACUUUCCCCUGAAGAACGUCAUAUCCAUCUUUCUUGCAAGAUGCUUCUUUACUUCCUGAAGGCUGAGCGCUGGAUGCCACGGGAAAUAAAGUCCUUUUGCACCUGGUGGACUGGACGAUCAUUUAACCUUCCAGUGCCCACAGGAUUCUGUCUUAAGAGUUCCUUCUUUAGGCUGCUGGCAUUUAAGCGCAGUACUGGCACACAGUGGUUUGAGGAGGAUACAAUAUUGUGGAUGGCCCUUGCUUUCAGAACCAUGUGCCAGCAGCUAGCAAACAAAGCUGAUGCAGAUCUUUCUCCAAGAAAGGUCUUUGCUUACUUUGGAGGUGACUGUGAAGGGCCUAAGAUUGGACAUGGAGCACCAAUCAUCACACACUAUCUCUUAAAAAGGGAAUUGAAGAGAGGGCUGACUAUCCCUUCCUUCAUGAGAUACCCCAAGUGCCUGAUGGCCAGCCUUUGGAAGUUCCUUGAACAAUGGAUUCUUUUUUCUUAAUUAAUAUCUGGAAGUGUCGUAUAAACUUGAUGCCUAUAUUUUUUUUCCCACAUAACAGUACUCUUCUUAUUAGAAUAUGUCCAGUCAUAAUCCUCUGAGACUACGUUAAUUGUGCCUUUUAUUUCCUUGUGAUGAUAGCCGUUAUGAAAGUUACGUAAAAUUUAUGGUUCUGUAAUAUUUUCAUUGUUUUUAUGUGUUUAUUUAUUUAUUUAUUUUUUUUAUUUUUUGUAAAUAUUAUGCUUUCUAGUGUAUACACUUGCUGUAUGUAAUGGCAAUGUAAUGACCCAAAGGCACAAGCCCACAACCCGACUCAUGUACAGGGCUGCACCCAUUGCUGGAUUGAGAAUGUGACAGUAUUUCCUGCUUGGGUUCUGCCUACAUGGUGCCUAUCUUUCAAAAGCUCAGAUUUAUUUAAAUUUCCUUAUGAGUUGUUCAGUAUUUCAAUGUACUUAGUACAUGUAGCAAGGGUUGCCCUUCCCACCAGUGGCCAGUAGGGCUAAGAGUGCAAAUUAUGUGCAUGUGGUCCUUUGACCCAUCCUGUGUAGGAUUGCCAGUUGUGUGUGUGUGUGUGUGUGUGUGUGUGUGUGUGUAUAUAUAUAUAUAUAU